This is a messenger RNA of Bombus terrestris (buff-tailed bumblebee), 2351 nucleotides long. Its product is annotated as coiled-coil domain-containing protein 22 homolog. Lineage: Eukaryota; Metazoa; Arthropoda; Insecta; Hymenoptera; Apidae. Gene Ontology annotation, molecular function: cullin family protein binding. The record is from RefSeq and is a predicted model, not a curated record. The transcript has 8 exons. The coding region runs from base 132 to 1880 and encodes 582 amino acids. Gene Ontology annotation, biological process: positive regulation of ubiquitin-dependent protein catabolic process.
AUCGCGCCAUCUGUAUAAUAGUGCACAAAUGUUUGUUCACUCAUGGACAGGUUAGAUUUGUGCAAUUCAAGUUAAAUUUCUUUCAAUAAAAUAAUAUAGUUAAAGAGUAUAGGAUUUUCACAUUUUUACGGAUGAUGGAGGAAGUUGACAAUAUAAUUAUUCAUUCAUUGCGUCAAAUAGGCUGUGACAUAACAGAGAAUAUAAAAAAUCUCAGUGGUUUUAACACAGAAUUGGUAGUAGAAGCAACGGUAAAAUGUUUAGACAUAAUAAGACCAGGACUUGGAUUGUCAACAAUUUUACCUAUAAAUAUGGCAGCCAGAUUUCGACUAGGUGCUACACUUGCUCAAGCAUGUUCAGAAUUAGGGUACAAAGGUGAUAUUGGUUACCAAACAUUUUUAUAUAGCUCAGAAGCAGACCUAAGGAAAGUUUUCAUGUUUCUUAUUGAAAAAUUACCGAAAGAAAGUGAUAAACCUCUAAGCGAACCUGUUAGCAAUAUUGUAUUACUAGAAAAAUCUAUAGCAACAGCAAUAGCACAGAGUCUAUCAGUUUCAUGGUUACCACAUUAUUGUCAUACAAAGGGAUUUAGAAAUAGAGGACGAGCAAAAAUCCCUUAUAAAUCUGUGAAUUUAGAAGUUCCGAAAAUGGAGAGUAAAGAAGAAUAUCAAGAUUAUUGCAUACAUUAUCUGCAAUCUGUGUCUGAGCAAGUGCAAAAUGAAUCAUCACUUCUACCUUCUUUGAUAUCUUACAAUGCAAGAGCUCUUCAUACACAUUCAAUGAGCAUUCUUGAUCAAAUAAAUUGGUUAAAUAAACAAUAUUGCGAUAAAAUUAUUGAGGUUAAUAUAUCUGGUGAUGUCAAUUUUCUGAAUGGGAAUUCAAUAAAAGAUAGAACAUUAGCUUCCAAACAACCUCAGAUAAAAGAUAAUGGCACUAAAGAAACUAAGAUUAUACAACAAAAAGUAUUAAAUAAGAUGGAAAAACAAGACUUACAGAUAGAAAAAAUAAAAAUAGAAUGUGAGUGUUCCAGAAAUGACAUAGAAAAAUUGCAAGAUGCAAUCAAGAACCUAAGUACCAGUGUAGCACAAGUAACAAUAAAUUAUCAAAAUGAGGAGAAAGAGUUAACAAUUAAUGAAGAACAAAAAAAGAUUAAAGCAAAAAUUUAUGAUCUGUUUCAAGAUGGCGAAGAAAAUAUUAAAAAACUAGAAGCAGCAAUUGAAGUUACUACAAAUAAAUUAAUCAAUUUAGGUAAUCAGUGGGAGAAACAUAGAGUGCCUCUAAUCCAAAAGUAUAGGCAAGAAAGAGAAAAGCAUUCUACUAAAGCUAGUGCAAGUCAGAAGAAGCUUGAUGAUAUUAAGUUACUAAAAGAGAAGGAGAGAGAAUUACAAGAAGAAUGUCGUAAUAAAGAUCAACAAUACUCACAAUUAGUAAUCGAAGUUCAAAAACUCCCUAAAGAAGUGAAUAGGUCCGCAUAUACCCAACGAAUUUUAGAAAUAAUUAACAAUAUUAGAAAACAAAGAGAUGAGAUUAAUAAAGUAUUAGCUGACACGCGUGAAAUCCAAAAAGAAAUUAACACACUUACAGGCAGAUUAGAAAGGUCCUUUACUGUUGCUGAUGAAUUAAUAUUUCGAGAUGCAAGAACGAAUGAGGCAUCAAGAAAAGCUUAUAAAUUAUUGGCCACACUUCAUUCUGAUUGUAGUGAACUCGUAAGUUUAGUAGAAGAAACAGGUGCGACUAUAAGAGAAAUAAGAGACUUAGAAGAGCAGAUUGAUUCUGAAGCUACAAAAAAUGUUGGAGCAAAUUUGGAAAGGAUAACUGCUGAUUUGAGACAAAUGAAACAAGAAACAGCAGAAUUAACGGCACAAUUACAGAGUAAAACUUCGUGAUUUUUACAUAAUCUGUGAUAUUACGAUAUAUUAUUUGUAAUAACAACGACCAGAACAUUCCUCAUAAACGAAUACGAUUACGAAGACCAAAUUUUAUAGUUAUGCAGGAUUUGAUAUAUUGCUGCCUAUAAAAUAGUUUUUAACAGUUAUUUUAAAUUUAAACAUAACUGUUAAAACGGUGCCUUGGCCCAAAGUUGUGUGUAACGUAAAAUUAUACGUAAUUCGCUAAUCGUGUUUAUAAGAGGGCCAAGAUGUAACAUAAAUGGAUUCAAUAUCAACGCUCAAACAGAACGUUAUUUGCUACAAAGCCUAAUAAUUUUUUUAGCAUAAACUUUAAUUGUACAGUUAACUUUCAUAUUUCUAAGAAAUAAGUGGCUUUGGAGAUCCGUUAUAAACUUACAUAAUAAACAUUUAAGAAAAUACUUUAAGCAAUUAUGUACAAAAUAUGAUAGAUAAAUAAUAUGAUACAUA